CGCGCAUACUGCAAAUAGCUCUUCUCGCGUUCGCAUUCGCAUUCGCAUUUUCCAUACCAACCCAAACCCCCCUAAACCCAAGUAGUGAUCCACUCUCAUUAACAGCAUGUGGUCGAAAGUUGGCAUCGUCGGAGCCUUGGUGGUAAUGGGUGGCGUUCUGGCCUCCAGUGUUGUGGACAAUUUCGCCUAUGUGGAUCGCUCACUGCCGGUGGCCAUGCCCAAGGCAAAGGCUCUGCAAUUGGCCAAGGAGUAGAUGGAGGAUAUAACACAAGUAGUGGAUGAAGGAGUUAGUUUGGAGUUGAGUGUGUGUGAAUCCUGGAAGGCAGUUCCUGCAACAGGAACCUAGUGAUUUUCCUAUUCAGCUGUGGACCCAACUAUUCCGACUUGAUGUUAGUUUUCCUCGCAAGUCGGGAAAUAGUUAAUGUAGGUCCAAGAACCAUCAACUCCUUGCCUGCUUGCCCUGAAGAACAAGUUAAGCUGUUAAUUUAUAAACCUUUUUUUUUUGUUAAUGUUUAAUGUACGACUAAGCUAAGAAGUUCCUUAUGUAAUAUUUUUUUAAGCUAUCAAAAAAUUAACUAAAAUGCCAGAAUGACAUUUCCGGA
This is a messenger RNA of Drosophila eugracilis, 602 nucleotides long. RefSeq lists its product as uncharacterized. The record is from RefSeq and is a predicted model, not a curated record. The transcript has a single exon. Bases 107 to 253 code for a protein of 48 amino acids. Lineage: Eukaryota; Metazoa; Arthropoda; Insecta; Diptera; Drosophilidae.